Messenger RNA from Nerophis ophidion (straightnose pipefish), 4457 nucleotides. It is a transcript of the gene tab2, whose product is annotated as TGF-beta activated kinase 1 (MAP3K7) binding protein 2. Gene Ontology annotation, molecular function: K63-linked polyubiquitin modification-dependent protein binding; ubiquitin binding. The transcript has 6 exons. The record is from RefSeq and is a predicted model, not a curated record. Bases 1531 to 3678 code for a protein of 715 amino acids. Gene Ontology annotation, biological process: positive regulation of protein kinase activity. Lineage: Eukaryota; Metazoa; Chordata; Actinopteri; Syngnathiformes; Syngnathidae.
UUUUAUUUCAUGCUUGAAAUAAGAAAGUUUUACUUUAAAGGCCUACUGAAAUUAGAUUUUCUUAUUUAAACAGGGAUAGCAGGUCCAUUCUAUGUGUCAUACUUGAUCAUUUCGCCAUAUUGCCAUAUUUUUGCUGAAAGGAUUUAGUAGAGAACAUCGACGAUAAAGUUUGCAACUUUUGGUCGCUAAUAAAAAAGCCCUGCCUGUACCGGAAGUAGCAGACGAUGUGCGCGUGGCGUCACGGGUUGUAGAGCUCCUCACAUUGUUUACAAUCAUAGCCAGCAGCAGCUAGAGCUAUUCGGACCGAGAAAGCGACAAUUUUCCCAUUAAUUUGAGCGAGGAUGAAAGAUUUAUGGAUGAGGAAAUUUAGAGUGAAGGACUAGAAAAAAAAAAAAAAGGCGAUUGCAGUGGGAGCGAUUCAGAUGUUCCAUCCAUCCAUCCAUUUUCUACCGCUUAUUCCCUUUUGGGGUGGCGCUGGCGCCUGUGUCAGCUACAAUCGGGCGGAAGGCGGGGUACACCCUGGACAAGUCGCCACCUCAUCGCAGGGCCAACACAGAUAGACAGACAUCAUUCACACACUAGGGCCAAUUUAGUGUUGCCAAUCAACCUAUCCCCAGGUGCAUGUCUUUGGAAGUGGGAGGAAGCCGGAGUACCCGGAGGGAACCCACGCAUUCACGGGGAGAACAUGCAAACUCCACACAGAAAGAUCCUCAGCCUGGAAUUGAACCCAGGACUGCAGGAUCUUCGUAUUGUGAGGCAGACGCACUAACCCCUCUUCCACCGUGAAUCAAUCAAUCAAUGUUUAUUUAUAUAGCCCCAAAUCACAAAUGUCUCAAAGGACUGCACAAAUCAUUACGACUACAACAUCCUCGGAAGAACCCACAAAAGGGCAAGGAAAACUCACACCUAGUGUGCAGGGAGAAUUCACAUCCAGUGGGACGCCAGUGACAAUGCUGACUAUGAGAAACCUUGGAGAGGACCUCAGAUGUGGGCAACCCCCUCCCCCUCUAGGCCCUCGAUUCAGAUGUUAUUAGACACAUUUACUAGGAUAAUUCUGGAAAAUCUCUUAUCCGCCUAUUGUGUUGCUAGUGUUUUAGCGUGGCGCAGUGGGAGAGUGGCUGUGCGCAACCCGAGGGUCCCUGGUUCAAAUCCCACCUAGUACCAACCUCGUCACGUCCGUUGUGUCCUGAGCAAGACACUUCACCCUUGCUCCUGGUUGGCGCCUUGCAUGGCAGCUCCCUCCAUCAGUGUGUGAAUGGGUAAAUGUGGAAGUAGUGUCAAAGCGCUUUGCGUACCUUGAAGGUAGAAAAGCGCUAUACAAGUACAACCCAUUUAUUUAUUUAUAUAGUACCGGAAAGUCGGAGGGGUGUGGCCACGGGUGUGUUGACGCCAGAGACUCUGAGGGAAGCCAAGGCGCCUGCAGCAGGACGGACGCUCCGCUGAUGUCUCCGAUGCUGAAGAUGAAGGCGGUCUGCUGCCACCAGUAAAGCUGCAGUGUAGAACCAACAGUCCUGACCUGGCAACAUACGAAUGGCCCAGGGAAGCCACAAGAUUGACAUUCAGGUUUUGCAUCACCUGCGCCAGAAGUUCCCUGAAGUCCCAGAGGGUGUUGUGUCCCAAUGUGUUCUGCAGAAUAACAACAACUUAGACGCCUGCUGUGAAUACUUGUCCCAGGUCAGUCCGGGCUACCUGUACAGUGAAGAAGCAAACCUCAGUUUUUCUGAAGACCCCAGCUUGACCAGGCUUGGCAAUCACAUGACCCAGCUGAACCUGGGCCUGCAGUCUCACAAUGUGCAUGUGGCCCCGCUGCGGGACGGCCUGAGAAUGAACGGCGGCCGGACUCUGGCCCACAGCCUGAGCGACGGGCCUCUGCAGACCGGCCAGGCCCCCAACACUGACUAUUUUCAGCAGGAGCCCCAGUCUGCUCCGGCGGAAGGGCCCAACAGUCUCAAUGUUUUUACCGCAAUGGAGCCCUCGCGCAAACCCAAGCCCCCGCAGCACCUGGGACUCUACCCUCUGGGGGUCAAAGGAAUGAGUGUGGGUCCCCAACAGACCGCGGGCUUCAACCCCAUCACAGUGACACUAGCGGCGCACGUUCAGACAGGCCGCAACACUCCUACUUCCCUACACAUACACGGCGGGCCACAGUCGGGUCUGAGCAGUCCACAGGGUAACUCCAUCUACAUCCGGCCCUAUGUGAGCCAGUGUGGUACGAUACGACAGCAGCAGGGGAACCGGGCCCAGUACAGUCCUACUUCUCAGCCUCAACAGCAGAUCUAUCAGAUCUCGCAUCCCUCGUCGUUGUCCGGCUCAUGGUCCGGCCCUCAGCAGGCCUCGCAUACCUCACAGCACCACACCCAGGGCCACCAGACCUCUCACGUCUACAUGCCCAUCAGCUCUCCCACUAACUCCCAGGCGCCCUCCGUCUUUCCUUCCGGCGUCUCCUCCUCAUGUGCGUCUUCUUCCUCGUCCUCCGUCAUGCCCACUUCGCUCUCGGCCGUCAGCCAGUACAACAUCCAAAACAUCUCCACCGGCCCGCGGAAAAACCAGAUCGAGAUCAAACUCGAAUCUCCUCAAAGGAGCAACUCCAACACGACCACCGCCGUGCUGCGAACCGGCGGCGGCUCGCGCUCCUCCUCCACCUCGUCCUCCUGUCCUUCCUCCUCGUCCACGACCGGAGUGUCCACGGCCCCCAGCACUCCGCUCUCCAUCGGAGGCUCGGGUCUGAGCCGUAGCCAACCCACUGUUUACAUUUCUGCCAGCCCGCCUGCUGCCGCCACCGCGCCUUCCGAGGAGGCCUCAGCCGGAGCCCGCUCGCAACCCAAGUUUUACAUUUCCGCCAAUCCCUCUGGUGACGACAGUGGGGGGAGGAACCCUCCUACCGUCUACAUCUCAGCUAACCCUCCAUUGCAGGGGGGGCCAGGCGCCAGGAACAUUGGGGGCCAGGUGAGCAUGGGGCCCGCCUACAUCCACCACCAUCCACCCAAGUCCCGGGCCUCCGUAGUAGGGGGGGGCACGGCUUGUUCCCCACGCGUGGUGGUGACUCAACCCAACACCAAAUACACUUUCAAAAUCACUGUGUCCCCCAACAAACCCCCGGCAGUGUCCCCUGGGGUGGUCUCGCCUACGUUCGAGCCCAACAACCUGCUCAGCUUACCCUCAGACCAUCACUUUGCUGAGCCAGACCCCCUCCAUCUCUCAGACCCACUGUUGCCACACAAGGAGAGACCGAGUGAGCCUCGAAGACUCAGCAUGGGCUCGGAUGACGCGGCAUACACACAAGCAUUGUUGGGCCACCAGAAGGCCCGCAUGGAGAGGCUUUGGCAUGAGCUGGAGCUGAAGAAGAAGAAGCUGGAGAAGCUAAAAGAAGAGGUCAGUGAGCUGGAGAAUGACCUGACCAGGAGACGGCUGGAGAGAUCCAAUUCUGCCUCCCAAAUCCCUUCGAUUGAAGAGAUGAAGCAGUUGCGAUGCAAAAACCGAUUGCUACAGAUCGACAUCGACUGCCUCACCAAAGAGAUUGAUCUCUUUCAAAAAAGAGAGCCGGACAGCGUGAGCGUGAAAGCCAUGGCGGACCAGGAGGAAGACGAGGGCACGCAGUGGAGCUGCACCGCCUGCACCUUCCUCAACCACCCGGCCCUCAACCGCUGUGAACAGUGCGAGUUCCCACGCAACUUCUGAGCCAGAGAGGCCACGCCCCCCCCCCCCCCCACAACGCGCUCUUCGGCCCGCAGCGUGGGGAAGCAAAGUGCCUCUUCCUGACGAGCUGUCAUCAUCUUUCCUCCCUCAAUGCUGCCCUCCCGAAGGUUUGACUGGAUCCUGUUUACAGCCUCUUUCUCCCUCACAGUCCAACCAUACCUCGCCUUGGAGACUCCCCCCCGCUCCCCUUCCCCCCCUCCCUGGAUACCUCGCUGCUCUCCUACAGUAUUAUCACUCUAAGCCUUUUUUUGCUCCAUUUCUGCCGUGUCUCAAAAGGAACACUUGUGGCCGUCCCCUCGCUGAGUGUUGACAGAGUCACAGUAUGUUUACCCUCCAACUUAGUGAUGGGUCAGUGAGCGUGUGCCACACUCACUUGCUGUAUUGACGCUGCACUGAUGCUGUGUAGGCGUUUCAGGAUGCUGCCAUUAUUUACAGAACACACCAUUUCCUUUCAAUAGUCAUUGAAAGGAGACACCUUCUCCUUUCAAUGACUAUUUACAAACCCCGUUUCCAUAUGAGUUGGGAAAUUGUGUUAGAUGUAAAUAUAAACGGAAUACAAUGAUUUGCAAAUCCUUUUCAACCCAUAUUCAGUUGAAUGCACUACAAAGACAAGAUAUUUGAUGUUCAAACUCAAAUAUUUUUUUUUUUUGCAAAUAGAAUUUCUUGGCCAAAGUAGUUGGGAAAGGGCAUGUUCACCACUGUGUUACAUCACCUUUUCUUUUAACAACACUCAAUAAACGUUUGGAAACUGAGGAAACUAA